AUGAGAUGUCCACAGACAUGUGGUCGCACUAAUCAUACGAAUAUUGGUCGAGGUAUUCACUUAAAGUUUGGUAGUUGUCAGCAACAAAUACGUAACAUCUACAGAUUUCUGCAGCUUUAUUCACGUUUAGAUGUUAAAAAUAAAUGUAACUGUAAUAAUGAAAGUAUCCAGGCUUUCAUCCAUAAGACCAAUAAAAUGUUGAACGAAGAUUUGGAAAGUUCACUUAUGAAGGAAGUAGAAGAUGUCCUGAGUAAAGCACACAUAACUCUUUUACCACAACAAGCUCAAGAAAAAUCUGUCCUCUUAUUAAAAUCUGAGAAGUCCAUGUUGAAGUCAGAGCGCAGAAGAACCACCUGUGAAAGCAAAACUCAGAGAGAGAUUAAUACGACUGUAGUAAAACAGAAAAAGUGUGUCCCUGUACAUAUGAAGGCUCCGUACAAAGCUGAUAUUUUGUCAAAACGCCAGCCAGUUAAACCGUUCAGAAAAGCGGAAAAAUAUGUUGGUGAAAGUAAAGAACAUGAAAUCGUGGAAUGUAGUGAACACAAAAAGUCUGUUCAGCAAGAGCACCUUGUAAUUUACUCACAUGUAGUGUGCACUUGCAGUCAGAUUCAGACAGCAGCGUUGGUUAAGCAGGUGGACAAGGAUUUUCAUCGUCUGCGGACUUUAGUCCUGAGAACAGAGCAGUUAGCAAGAUGGGAAGAUGGAGGAAUUCUGUUGAAGUUAUAUCGAAAAGCUAUAACUGCAUUUAAGGCUAGCGUACAUUUUCCCACCCAGAAGUGCAUCUUUGCCGGAGGUUUACUUGACAAAUUCUUCAGUUUUGUACAGUUCAUCGAUACACGGAUUGGGAACCCGGAUGAAAUAUGUUGGAUACAGAGUGUCUUAUCAAGAUUUAUCCAUCUGUUGAAUACGUUAAAGUUAAUUUUCUCAAGAGUGGAUUGUGGGUCAAUGAAUACACGCUUAUCGUCAAAAUAUGCUGAUCAUGAUUCAUCCGCUGAAGAUGAUCCUGUAAGUGCCUGGUUUGCUUCAAGACAACCAGUUAAAUCAUUUGUUCCCCCAAAUGCAUAUGAAGCCUACAUGACAAUAGGGAGAUGCUCGAGUAAAUCAAGAAUAUCCCGUUUAUCAGCACUGAAGCUGUACCCAUAUUUGUGUGUAUUCAAAGGUAAUAAGAAGGAAAUACAUAUGUUUACAAACCUUUGGAGUGAACUUGAAUGCAUUCAAGUUGAUCUUGAGUUUCUCAAUACUUUCAAGUCAAAUCUCCCAGAAUUACUUGCUGAUCUAUUUGACAAUACUGAGAAUCGUGCAUCGGCUUUCCGUGAUUUGUACUCACUUGUCUGUGAAAGUAGUCCUUCAGUUUUGAAAAGUAACUUAUGUUAA
Messenger RNA from Trichobilharzia szidati, 1374 nucleotides. Lineage: Eukaryota; Metazoa; Platyhelminthes; Trematoda; Strigeidida; Schistosomatidae. The record is from the annotation of a GenBank genome assembly.